Molecule: messenger RNA, 6195 nt
Organism: Trichomycterus rosablanca
Lineage: Eukaryota; Metazoa; Chordata; Actinopteri; Siluriformes; Trichomycteridae
Gene: pmp22b
Product: peripheral myelin protein 22b
Exons: 5
Coding region: 187-657 (156 amino acids)
Cellular component (GO): plasma membrane
Source: RefSeq, a predicted model, not a curated record
CUCUCUCGCUGUCUAGCGUUGUGUCAGUCCGUCUUGGUCAGUCUGUAGGUCAGUCUGUAUCCGCCAAUCCGACUUGGGGAGUAAAACCUAUAACCUGCUGCUGCUUUCGCGAGCUUUUACCGCUCUUCCUCACUUUGAUCACCUGGAUUUAUUAUCACCUGGAUCUCGGAAGCUCGAGGAGGAACCAUGCUGAUCCUGCUGUGUGGCAUCGUACUCCUGCACGUUGCAGUCCUGGCACUGCUCUUCGUCUCCACUAUAGUCAGUGCCUGGACUACCAGCUCUACCAGUAGCUCAGACUUGUGGGUGAACUGCACUACAAUCGAAACGUACAAAUGCGUGGAUGCAGACACCGGAGUUUGGAUCCAGGCAGUGCAGGCGGUCAUGAUCCUGUCGAUCAUCUUCAGCUUCCUGUCGCUCAUCUUGUUCUUCUGCCAGCUCUUCACUCUGCAGAAGGGCGGACGCUUCUUCCUAACCGGCGCCUUCCAGAUCUUGGCUUGCCUGUUCGUGAUGAGCGGCGGCAUCAUCUACACGGUCAUGAAUCCCAACUGGGUGCCCUCGAACAUGUCCUACGGUUAUUCCUACAUCCUGGCCUGGGUGGCGUUCCCUCUGGCGUUCAUCAGCGGCUUGAUCUACAUCAUCCUGAGGAAGCGAGAAUGAGCAGGGCGCCCCCUGUAGGCGCGGCCUCCGGACGUCUGAGCUCUGAAUCUACAGUACUGCAUCACGUCUGCGAUGUUUAAACACCGUAUGUUAUAGAAUAAGUGUCGUGUAGAAAUCAUCACCCGGCGAAGACGUGUAACAAAUGACGGUUAUUGUUUGAUGUAAAUAGUAUCGAUGGUUUAAAACUAUUUAUAACACUUUUUACAUUUAUGUACAUAGUAUUGUUGUGUGUUGACAAAGCUUGUUUUUUUUGUUUGUUUUUCGGCUAAUUAAGUGCCUAUUAAGUGUGCGUUUGUCAGAGGCAGGUGCAUUAUUAGCUAUUUUGUGUUUCAAUUGUGUUUUUCUUACACUGCCAAGAAGUUAUAAAAACGUUUGAAGUAUUUUAACCUAAGCAUGUAUUAAUUGUGACACUAAAUAAGACAGCUUUAAUCAUUUAGAGAGGCAACACAUACCGAGGACUCACACGUAGCUAAACAGAACGGUUUUCUGCUUCUAAAUGGACAUUACGUUUAUUUUUAAUACAUUUUUUCCUUUUUUUUGUCAACAAAAUGGUGCUAUGUAUUUACCAUUCCUAUAGCCGUUAAGAUUUAAGCUAACCAGAUAGAAGCGAAUGCCUGCGACACUUCUGUAAAUACAACUCACCAAAUAGACUCAUUUUAUAAUAAAACAUGUUUUAAAAAAUGCAAGACUUGAGUGUUAGCUUAGCCUGGUUUGGAAAAGUAACAGACGUAUGUUGAUGAACGUUCGUUUAUUAUUAAUAGAAGUGUAGCGUGAAUAGUUGAUGCUGUCAAAAAAUGAAGCGAAUCUUCCCAGGAUCAAUACUGUAAGUACUGUGUCAGUAUUUAGCCUUAGUUAGUUCGUUUUGUGCUAACGUGUAGCAUGAAAGACUAUCAAAACAGACUGUACAGCAGCUAUUCGCUAGCUAGAUUAUAUAUAGAUGUACAUUUCAAAGCAGUUCAUUGCUAGAGUUGUUAGUUAGCUUGAUUUCAUUCUACAGAGGUGUGCUAGCAUUGCUGAUAAAGCAAAAAAAGAUAAAGAAACCAUACUGACCAUGUAGCAAUGUAGCAUUUAACUGUAAAUUACACAUUAUACAUUAUAAAGCUGGCUGCAUUUUAGGUAGCUAGUUAACCCUUUAUCUAGUAUUAAUUUAGCAACAGAUUUACAGCAUAAAAACAACUUCUUAAAGCUUCUGACAAUUAGCAUAAUUCUAAUUAACUAGAUCUACUAUUUAUUGUGUUUUAUUCAUCAGUAGUCGUAGCUCAGCAGUUCAGAUACUGGACUAGUGAUUCAUGACUGAAGUUAUCAAUGCCAAGUUGCCCCUUUUGCCCCCCUAAACAAAGCCCUUAACCCUCAAUUGCCUGCUUAGUAUAAGUGUUUGUUAAAUGGCAGAUAUGUAACCUGAAUAUAUCCACAGAUUUUAUGUACGAGAUCGUAAUGAAACACUCUUAGCUAGGCCUUUAAAAUGCGUUAUACAUAAACGUAUAAUAUAAAUACUAAACUAUAGUGAUUACACUGAUACUUUUAUAUUGCUGUCAUUGGGAUGCAUCAAUCUAUAUGUUUACCAUGCUAAUUAUACUUUAAUAUACAUUAUACAAAUAAAAAACCCCAGUUUGUUUUAAUUAAUUUAAAUUAAUUAUUAAUAAUUAAAUCAUUAUUUUUUAGCUCCUGUAUUUUACGGGUCACCAAAGUGGACUUUCUGGUCAGCAUUCCAGACCUGGCACAUAUGCCCACUUCAUAACUCAACCCUUCUUACAAGGGUUCUUCAAAAAGUUUCCACACUUUUAAAAAUCUAUUUAUUAGGAAUUUGACAUCACAAAAACAAACUAUAUCUUAUGUACUUUUGUACACAGUCACCUUCCUUUGUGAUGCUUUUUUCCAGCGUUGUACCAACUUUUUAAUGCCAUCAGUAACAAAUGUUUUUGGUUGGGCGCAUAGCUGUGAUGAUGAUGUGCUAUCAUCAUAUGAAAAUCUUCUCCCCCUUAAAGCUUCUUUUUUAUUAAGCGGUUCAAAAAGGUGGAAAUCAGAUGGUGAUAAAUCCAGACUAAAAGUGUAGACCAAAGCAGACCGAUUACUCCUUCUACCGCCCUCAUCGCUUCCAAUGGAAAUGUAAAAGUGCGGAAACUUUUUGAAGAUCCUUUGUAUUUUAUCCGGGCUUGGGACCUGCACUGAGAGUACACUGACAAGUGCACCUCCUAAUGGCCGGGCUGUUUGGCUACUUUAAUACAGUACUGUGCUUUAAAUGAACGAUUGAACUAUUGUUUAACUUUUUAAUGCUUAUUAGGUCAACUUUUGACAGCAUCAACUAUUCCACGUAGGGUUUUAGUGCAGUUGAAGGAUUUGAGCACACGACUAAUCGUUCGGUCAGUCUUCACCGUGCUGGUUUUACGUCUUCAUGAUUAAACACUGUGUUUUUUCACUCAUAUACUGUAACAGCAUGAGGGCAUUAUCGUACCGAAUGCCGUCUUCUAUGUGUUUUAAUGCUAACUACUGUACUUCUGACUGAAGGGAAUCUUAAUAGCAGUUUGCAUGGAUUAAAAUCUGAUCAGGCAUUUACUGUGGUGGAUGUAGAGUCAUCGUUGCCUUGUUACUUGAUACUUGAAAUGGCUUCGCCGGUAUAAAACGCCUCCAUCUUAAACACUGUAAGCCCAUCAUGUGAACGCAAGGUCAUGAUCUGUAUCCCAAACACACCAAGGACCAUGUAGGAGUUUGUAGGGAAAUCCCCAAGCAUUAAAAUGAACAAUAAAUUACCAUUAACGCAACAUGUCGUCUGAUCUGUCUGAUCUCUUGGUUAUUAUGGAUUUGUCUUGUUGAUAACAGCAGAAACCUUCACUUUACAUCGCUUUGUAAACUAGGCGUGGUCAAUCCAAUUUCAAUCAGUGAGCUGCCAUUGUAGUUUAGCAUUUGAUUGAGCCACUGGGCUGACUUGUGGCUGGUGCAGGUCUAAUAAAUGCAAUUUAUUAACGUACCGAAAUUUACUCGGGGGACCAAUUCAAGUUCUUUACGUAUGGGGAAGUUUCCCUUGUCUGUCUGAGUCUUAGUUAGCGAGCUAAGCUAACUUGGUCCUGACAAAGUAUACAUAUAUGAAUUCAGAUUCUAAUUUAGCCUUUUCGACUGGGUGCAAAGCGCUUUGGUACCUGACUUGUAGUCACACUGGGUAAUGUUUGACUGUAUAAGUAAAUGCUUGUUUAAAAGCUGGGGUCAGAGCACAGGGUCAGCCUCAAGGGCCCAAGAGCUGGGAUUCAACCUCUCAACCUUUCAGUUGAAAGUCCAAAGCCCUACCCACUAGGGUACCACUGUCCCAAGAGCUCUACCCACUAGGGUACCACUGUCCCAAGAGCUCUACCCACUAGGGUACCACUGUCCCAAGAGCUCUACCCACUAGGCCCUACACACUAGGGUACCACUGACACAAGAGCCCUACCCACUAGGGUACCACUGUCCCAAGAGCUCUACCCACUAGGCUACCACUGUCCCAAGAGCCCUACCCACUAGGGUACCACUGUCCCAAGAGCUCUACCCACUAGGCCCUACCCACUAGGCUACCACUGUCCCAAGAGCCCUUCCCACUAGGGUACCACUGUCCCAAAAGCUCUACCCACUAGGACCUACACACUAGGGUACCACUGUCCCAAGAGCUCUACCUACUAGGGUACCACUGUCCCAAGAGCUCUACCUACUAGGGUACCACUGUCCCAAGAGCUCUACCCACUAGGCCCUACACACUAGGCUACCACUGUCCCAAGAGCUCUACCCACUAGGCCCUACACACUAGGCUACCACUGUCCCAAGAGCCCUACCUACUAGGGUACCACUGUCCCAAGAGCCCUUCCCACUAGGGUACCACUGUCCCAAAAGCUCUACCCACUAGGACCUACACACUAGGGUACCACUGUCCCAAGAGCUCUACCUACUAGGGUACCACUGUCCCAAGAGCUCUACCUACUAGGGUACCACUGUCCCAAGAGCUCUACCCACUAGGCCCUACACACUAGGCUACCACUGUCCCAAGAGCUCUACCCACUAGGCCCUACACACUAGGCUACCACUGUCCCAAGAGCCCUACCUACUAGGGUACCACUGUCCCAAGAGCUCUACCCACUAGGCCCUACACAUUAGGCUACCACUGUCCCAAGAGCUCUACCCACUAGGCUACCACUGUCCCAGGAGCUCUACCCACUAGGGUACCACUGUCCCAAGAGCUCUACCCACUAGGCCCUACACAUUAGGCUACCACUGUCCCAAGAGCUCUACCCACUAGGCCACCACUGUCCCAGGAGCUCUACCCACUAGGGUACCACUGUCCCAAGAGCUCUACCCAUUAGGCUCUACCCACUAGGCCACCACUGUCCCAAGAGCUCUACCCACUAGGCCCUACACACUAGGCUACCACUGUCCCAAGAGCUCUACCCACUAGGGUACCACUGUCCCAAGAGCUCUACCCACUAGGCCCUACACACUAGGCUACCACUGUCCCAAGAGCUCUACCCACUAGGCUACCACUGUCCCAAGAGCUCUACCCACUAGGGUACCACUGUCCCAAGAGCUCUACCCACUAGGCCCUACACACUAGGCUACCACUGUCCCAAGAGCUCUACCCACUAGGGUACCACUGUCCCAAGAGCUCUACCUACUAGGCUACCACUGUCCCAAGAGCUCUACCCACUAGGGUACCACUGUCCCAAGAGCUCUACCCACUAGGCUCUACCCACUAGGCCACCACUGUCCCAAGAGCUCUACCCACUAGGCCCUACACACUAAGCUACCACUGUCCCAAAAGCCCUAUCCACUAGACUUCCACUGUCCCAAGAGCUCUUACCCACUAGGCUACCACUGUCCCAUCAACUCCCAGGAGCAGUUUGCUCUUGUUUUAUUAAUUGCUGACCUAAAUUUGUAGAUGAAACUUUAGCAAGUUUAGAUUCUGAUACACUGUACGUGACCAUUUGCAUUUUAUCAUAUUGUGUGUCAAUGUCAAUGGCACGUCUUUAAAAAUCAUUUAGGUUCGUUUAAGGUGAAUCAAAAUCUUUGCUGAUUGUCUAAACUCCUGCAUCAUCUGCAUCAUCAUUGUGGCAUUGAUUUUCCAUUGCAUAUAUAUAAAAGCCUUGUGUCACAUGUGAUGAGACUGAACUUUUACUAAAUAUUUUGUCCUUUUUAGGCAACCUUAAUAGAUUAGAGUAGCGUUUGUCAUGAACACAUUACACUUUUAAAACCUGUAACUAUUAUAUUAGCAUCACACUGGUUCAUAACCUCAUUUUCUAAACCAGACCAUUCAAAUACUAGAUACUGUAUUACAGUGUUAAAACUUCUACUACUGUUAACUGACUGAGUGAGUGACUGAGUGAGAGAGUCUAGCACUGUUCCAUACUUGCAUACUACUCAUCCUACUGUGUGUAAAUACUGUUUCAGUGGUCAGAGGAGGAUGUAAAAACUCUUAUGAUGGCCGAGUUAAAAUAUCACCUCUCUGUGUAACAUGAGAAAGCUGUUCACAUGAACUUCUGCUUGUGUAUUUAUUAAAAACUAUUAAAGAAAUGUUGCUUGUCA